This is a messenger RNA of Schistosoma spindalis, 733 nucleotides long. NCBI's taxonomy places the organism in Eukaryota, Metazoa, Platyhelminthes, Trematoda, Strigeidida, Schistosomatidae. The record is from the annotation of a GenBank genome assembly.
AGUAAAGUAAACUUCUGUUCUCAUCUCUGCUGGACAAAACACAAAAUUCGACACCAUCGAAAAUUGAGUCAAUCGUAACGUCCUACAAUAAACUUGUUUCACAUCAUUAGCGUUACAAUUCAGUGCGCCUUGUUUGUUUUCCACCAUGAUCGUGUAUAAGGACAUGAUUACUGAGGAUGAAAUGUUCACAGACUCUCACUGUCCUCGUGUUGUUGCGGAUUUCUUUUAUGAAGUCGAAUCGAGGUUUACGACAGUUUCAAGUAAGGUGGAUGGGAGACUUAUUGGCGCCAACCCAUCUGGUGAGGGUGGAGACGAUGAAAAUGUGGAUGAUACGAGUAAAAGGGUCAUUGAUUUAGUUCACGCUAAUGGUUUCAUUAGUGUUUCUUACGACCUAAAAUCAUACAAAGCGCAACUUUAUUCGUAUUUAAAAGCUAUAACACAACGUUUACAAAAGACUGAUCCAGACAAGAUACCCUUACUUAAGAGUCAGGUCAACAAGUACAUGAAAGAGGUCUUUGAAAACUUUGACCAAUAUGAAUGUUUCACGGGGCCAUCAACUAAUCCUGAAGCCAUGGUAGUUUUGAUGAACUUCCGUGAGGACGGUAUGACACCAUACUUCGUUUUCUUCAAGGAUGGAUUAAUUCAGGAAAAAUAUUGAGGCGCUUCGUCUUCGGGAACUUGGAAUUCAUGAACUUCAUCUUGUAAUUUACAAAUACAAUGUGAUAUGUUUCUG